CUUCACGCUUCCUGAUUGACAUAAAUGCGCCCUGAUGGAUUCUUCUAAUAUACAGUUCUUACUGCAGUUCUAUUUUAGAUGAGUGUUGAAUGUUGAUUUGCUGUUUAUAAACUGAUACAGGAGGCUCCUGAAGCACAAUGCCUUAUUUUGGCUCGGAGGAGACGGUGAAAGAGCUUAAGAGAGCCCUGUCCAAUCCACAUGUCCAAGCAGACCGUCUCCGGUACAAAAACUACAUCACCAAAGUCAUCAGGUUCAUGACACAGGGUCUGGAUGUCUCCUCUUUAUUUAUGGACAUGGUGAAAGCCAGUGCCACAGUGGACAUUGUUCAGAAGAAGCUGGUUUAUCUGUACAUGUGCACCUACGCCAGUGACAAGCCUGACCUGGCGCUGCUGGCCAUCAACACGCUGCGUAAGGACUGCGCUGAUCCCAAUCCCAUGGUGCGAGGCCUGGCCCUGAGGAACAUGUGCAACUUCAGGAUGCCGGGGAUGACAGAGUACAUAGAGCAGCCCAUUGUUGCCGGUUUGCAGGACAAGGCCAGUUACGUAAGGAGAGUCGCUGUGCUUGGUUGUGCCAAAAUGCACAGUCUGCAGCCCAACGCAGAGAUCGAUGGCAGUAUAGUGAAUGAGCUGUAUGCUCUUCUGAGGGAUCCAGACCCUGUGGUUGUAGUGAACUGUCUUCGUGCCUUGGAGGAAAUUCUCAAAGAUGAGGGUGGUGUGGUUAUUAACAAACCCAUUGCUCAUCACCUUCUCAACAGAAUGAAGGACCUUGACAGCUGGGCUCAGAGUGAAGUCCUCACCUUCCUGCUACGUUAUCAUCCUCGUAGCGACGACGAGUUGUUCGACAUCCUCAGCCUACUAGACUCCUUCCUCCAAAGCUCUCACGCACAUGUUGCAGUUUCCACGCUCCGCCUCUUCCUUCAUUUAGCCUCCGCCCACCGCGCUGUGCAGGCCGACGCCCUCCUGCGCACGAGUGCGCCCCUGCUGGCCACCUGCGGCGCUGCAUCACGCGAGCUUCGCUUCGCUGGCCUCUGUCACGUACAGCAGGUCAUGCGGAGUCAGCCGGGCCUUUUCGCCACGCAUUACAAACGCUUCUUUUGUGGAUACUCUGAACCAAGUUACAUUAAGUUUCGCAAGAUGGAGAUCCUGGUGGAGCUGGUGAAUGAUGAAAAUGUUUCUUUGGUUUUGGAGGAGCUGAGAAGCUACUGCACUGACGUGUCUCCUGAACCGGCCCAGGCAGCCAUCGCUGCUAUAGGUCGCAUUGCACGAACAUACAGUGAGAAGUGUCUUGAUAUCCUGACCGGCCUGCUAGCACUGAAACAAGAUCACAUCACGUCAGCCGUGAUCCAGACGUUCAGGGAUCUGGUGUGGUUCUGUCCUCAGAGUACAGCCGCUGUGUGUCAGACCGUCGAGGCUUGUGUUGACCGUCCUCAAGAUAGUGAGGGAAAGCAGGCUCUGUUAUGGCUCCUGGGAGCACAUGGUGAUCAGAUGGGUAGCGCCCCCUAUGUGAUGGAGGGCUAUAUAGACGGGCUGAAGACUGAGCUGUCCUCGACCGUGAAGAUGGAGCUGCUGACCGCCACGGUCAAGAUGUUCCUGUGCCGCCCCGCUGAGACUCAAGACAUGUUGGGCCGUCUUUUACAUUACUGUAUCGAGGAAGAGAGCGACGUGUGUGUGCGUGACCGGGCUCUGCUGUGCUACAGACUUCUUCAGAGGGGAGUUGAAGAGACCAGGAAGGUUGUAACCGGACCCAAAUCUGAUCCGUCCAUGAGUGUUGUCACGGGACGGCAGGAAGAGCCCAUUAGUGAGUGGGCCUCUACCUUCAACACCCUCGGCCCGCUGGCUGGACGUGAUCCAUGCCCUCAGACUGAUGCUAUAUCAGCCGCUGACCAGCCAUCCUACAGUGCAGAAGGGGAGCUGUUGCCGGGAAGUGAAGAUGUGACCCUCUCCAGCCCAGAUGACACAGAAGAGGAGAUCAGUCUAUCUCUGGGUGCUCCUCUGUCCCCCGAGAGCUUUGAGAAAGUGUGGCUGGACUUGGAGAUUCUCCACAGACAAGCUCUGGGUGUCUCUCGUCCCAGAACGGCUCCGGACACGUUACAGGCUUCCUUACAGCUGGUGAAGAUCCAGACUCUGGCCUUCACCCCCGGAGACACUGUGCCCUGGAAGGCCCACAUUUACACCAGGAGCACUGGGACCCUGAUCCUGGCCGAACUGCUGCAGGGGGCCCCGCAGGCCCCUGGCACUGACGAAAGCCUGGUGCUCUCUGUCAAACAGCAGCCCGUAAACCAGCAUGCCAUCAGACGAUUUGUUUCAGUCCUCAACAGUGUGCUGCAGACUCUUAAUCUAGAAUAGUGUCUGAAGUUGAGGACAACUUACAGUUAUUACAGUAUCUAAGCUGGAGCAUUUUCAACACAUUUAAGCCAACAGUCUUUCUAAAUAUAAAAACCUUCCAGUAAAAUAGUAGUAUGCUGUUCAGACAGUUACAUUUGGAAGACGCAUGCACAUUACACACGCAAAUUUAGCAAACACACGUGGUGAAGUAAACCAAAGCUUAACUUUCAGGAAGUUCAUACGAUUGCUAUUCCCCAGCAGAACUGUACUGGAUAUCCUGAGCGCUUCUUACAGUCAAGCAUUACACAUCUGUGCUACUCUGAUCUAGCAGCUGUCUUCUUUCUAGCACCCAGUUGUAUAAUUUUCUUUUUCAACGUCUUGCAGAUAAAGCAAUGUUUAUUUAUAGUAAAUACAUAUGGUCUGUAAUACAAAACAGGUGCCUUUUGUGUCCUCACAUUAAUUUGAAUAUACUUAUAAUAUAUUGUAAUAUG
Carassius carassius (crucian carp) is the source of this 2815-nucleotide messenger RNA. RefSeq names its product adaptor related protein complex 4 subunit beta 1 (gene ap4b1). The record is from RefSeq and is a predicted model, not a curated record. Gene Ontology annotation, biological process: vesicle-mediated transport; intracellular protein transport. NCBI's taxonomy places the organism in Eukaryota, Metazoa, Chordata, Actinopteri, Cypriniformes, Cyprinidae. The coding region runs from base 138 to 2345 and encodes 735 amino acids. Gene Ontology annotation, cellular component: membrane coat; clathrin adaptor complex. The transcript has 11 exons.